UGUCACGUGACGGGAAAUGAUGCAAUUCUGGCGCUGACGCACAAUCUUGACGUCUUUAGUGUCUUCUUUUUUGAAAAAGACUUUAAAUCAAAUGCUUGAAAUGAUUGACAUCUUUAAUUUGCCGUUAAAAUCAACUCUAAGGAAGAAAUGACGCGUGAUACCUGGAAAUAUAAAAAAAAAGCAACUCUCUACUUCCGUUUUCGUGGUCAGGUAACCAUCGAAACACAGCAACGGAGCGCCAGGCACGUCGAGCGUCAAAGAGACUUCAGCAUAAAUUCAGCAUAACAUGACCUCAACUGGAGUGGGCGCGGCCGCCGAGAACACGCGGAAUGUCAGGAAUCGUUCGGCGAUUCCAUCUUUGCCUCUAGGAGAAGGAGUCAAGUUGUGUAAAGAAGGGGGCGUGGCUGAAGUGUUGUCUAGAUGGCGAAUCCAUUCCCAAGAGGACCCCCGGACCCCCCGUCGCCCGCCCAUCACCGACUUUGUGGCCCUCAACACAGAAGCGAUCAAAUCCGGUCACCGGACGGCCAAACAAUUUAGGGAUUACAAAGCACAAUUGGGUGCGGCCAAUACUCUCCCUACCCCCAAGACGCCGAGGGGCAGGGCUUCGCAACGGCCGCAAAUUCCCGACAUCACCUUUGGGAUGAAGAACAGGGCGUCGUCUCCAAUUUUUGACAUUUUGGCACACGAGUAUGGCCGACGCUGGGUACAGGAAAACAUUAAAACUCGCAGCGAGUACGAGAGACGCCACACGGUCAAGUUUCCGCCCUUCGCCCACACGCGCGCUUCUAUACUCCGCACCAAUGCCGCACCUCCGCUCGUCACCGUCCAUCCACACACACGCACCCGAUACGCGCAGAUUGGCCCCGCCCUGGACACCUGCAGAAAACAUAUUUCAAGCACCAUAUAAAUGUAACAAUAAUUAUUAUAGAAGUAUGCAUGUUUAAUAAAAGCGCUG
Molecule: messenger RNA, 955 nt
Organism: Corythoichthys intestinalis (scribbled pipefish)
Lineage: Eukaryota; Metazoa; Chordata; Actinopteri; Syngnathiformes; Syngnathidae
Gene: cfap77
Product: cilia and flagella associated protein 77
Exons: 7
Coding region: 287-907 (206 amino acids)
Source: RefSeq, a predicted model, not a curated record